This is a messenger RNA of Onychostoma macrolepis, 588 nucleotides long. RefSeq names its product myosin light chain kinase, smooth muscle-like. The record is from RefSeq and is a predicted model, not a curated record. Bases 100 to 588 code for a protein of 162 amino acids. The transcript has 3 exons. NCBI's taxonomy places the organism in Eukaryota, Metazoa, Chordata, Actinopteri, Cypriniformes, Cyprinidae. Gene Ontology annotation, molecular function: protein kinase activity.
AACAGCUCAGGACAGAGGACAUGUGUGCAUAGCAGAGACUCAGAGACACAGGAAAGGACGAGCCACCUGAUAAGAAAGCUGGGAAAUGACUUGGAUUUUAUGAAACUGGUUAUACUGAUAGGAGAAAUGAGUAUUGCUGAUGGGAAGACACGUUAUGUGUCCACUUUCAGGAUACAGCUGUCAAGCUCCCAGUCAAAGGGGGCCAACGGACAAGUGUCCCAACCCGCACACAUCCCCACAAUCACCACAGCUGUGAGGAAGCCUGGAGAGACAUCCAAUGCAGUGAGUAGUAAACACAGCCAUACUAGUGAUCUGUAUCCACCCCUUUUCACUGAGCCCCUUGAGGACUGUAUAGUGGAUGAAGGAAAUGACAUCGCACUGAAAGGGACUAUCACAGGGAACCAGCCAAUAAGUGUUUCCUGGCUUCAUAAUGGUGAGCCUGUGCUGUUUGGAAAAUCCUCAUUAGUGGGAGGAGUGGUGACUUUGAUAGUUAGGGAAUGUCUCCCAGAGGAUGCUGGGGCUUAUACAUGUGUGGCUGAAAACACAGCAGGAAAAACAUCCAGCAGCGCAGCGGUGUGUGAGAGGUAA